Molecule: messenger RNA, 108 nt
Organism: Parastagonospora nodorum SN15
Lineage: Eukaryota; Fungi; Ascomycota; Dothideomycetes; Pleosporales; Phaeosphaeriaceae
Exons: 2
Coding region: 1-108 (35 amino acids)
Source: RefSeq, a predicted model, not a curated record
AUGUUCUACGUGAUGUUCAAUGUCAUGAUUCGUUUUGUGAAUCCUGUCAUGAUUUCCCCCAUGCUCGAGGCCGUGAAUCCCGAAGUGUCCCCAGGACGCAUGCCUUGA